CAGCACUGCUGUAGCAAGCCCCAACCAAGACAUUUCAAGCUUUUGGGGGUAGUUAUUGUAUUGGGUCAGUUACUACCCUGACUAGAGAAUGAGGAAAGCCCACCCAAGGCAACAAUUGUAAUAGUAAAUAUGUUUUGCAGCCUUAUCUUUUAGUACCAUGUGACUACAGAAGUCAAGUGACCUGCUGAUAUCGCGCAGGUACUGUGGCUGGAUGGGAGCUGGCUGCACACUCUAAAGCUUUGCUAUGGACCGGGUGAACUGUAAGGGUCUGGUGGGACCCCUGGUGUGGUCAACUGUGGCUGGGUUGGGGCUUUUAGUGACAGUACUGCUGAUCAGGACUUACACCCUUCCUGAGAGUGUGGGGGUCUGGGAGAGCGAAGGAGCCCCAGGAGCUCAGCUUGGGGAGGAUGAGAGAAGACUACUGACAGAAACUCUGAGAGGUGCAAUUCGCAUUCCCACUGUCUCUUUCUCGGAGGAUCAUCAGAACACCACAGCUCUUGCUGAGUUUGGAGAGUAUAUCAAAAAAGUUUUUCCUCGAGUGUUCUCUUCUGAUUUAAUUAAGCAUGAGGUUGUUGGAGGCUAUAGUCAUCUCUUCACCAUUCAAGGCACAGACAAACAACUACUGCCAUACAUGCUUCUUGCCCACUUGGAUGUUGUGCCAGCUACUCACGAAGGCUGGGAGGUGCCACCUUUUGAUGGCGGUGAGCUUGAUGGGUAUAUCUAUGGAAGGGGAACCCUCGAUGACAAAAACUGUGUGAUUGGAAUUCUUCAAGCUCUUGAAUUCUUGCUGAAGAGAGGUUACAAACCCCGUCGUCCCUUCUACAUAGGAAUAGGACAUGAUGAAGAGGUAUCUGGACACAAAGGAGCCAUGAAGAUUGUUGAGAAGUUGCAGUCCCAAGGAAUAAAGUUAGCAUUUGUGUUGGAUGAAGGGCUGGCCGUCUUAGAUGGUGUUAUUCAAGGCAUACGAAGACCUAUUGCCCUGGUUGGAACGACAGAGAAAGGUUCUAUCACUUUGAACUUGACAGUUGACAGACAACCUGGCCAUUCCUCCAUGCCUCCCCCAGAGUCCAGCAUUGGGAUCCUCUCUGCAGCCGUGUCCAGACUGGAGCAGAAUCCUAUGCCCAAUAUGUUUGGUGAAGGCCCAGAGUCUUCCAUGUUCGAGCAGCUUGCUGGGGAGUUUGUCUUCCCAUUGAAUGUCUUGAUGGCAAAUCUGUGGUUAUUCUCACCAGUCAUUAGCAGGAUUCUGGAGCGAACACCUUCCAGCAAUGCCAUGGUUCGCACAACUACCGCCCUUACCAUGUUUAAUGCAGGAAUCAAGUCCAAUGUGAUCCCACCCACCGCCAGAGCGACCAUUAAUUUUAGACUUCACCCUGCACAAACAGUAAAGCAGGCGCUUGACAUUGUGAGGAACACGAUCAGGGAUGAGCGAGUUGUACUUUCUGUUGUAAACUCAUUCGAUCCCCUUCCAGUUAGUCCUUACGAUGACGAGAACUUUGGAUACCAAACUUUGAAACGCACCAUUCAAGCUGUGUUCUCAGGAGCCCCGGUAGCUCCGGGUGUAUGUGUUGGAAAUACUGACAGCCGCCAUUUUGUGAACCUGACUGACAGCACCUACCGAUUCAGCCCUGUAGUUAUGAAACCUGAGGAUAUAAGCAGAAUCCAUGGACUGAACGAAAGAAUUUCAUUUGAAGGAUUUGAACGUGUUGUGCAGUUUUAUUUCCAGUUUAUUCAAAAUUCAGAUUCAGACAAGGUACCCAGGUCUCACCGUGCCACCCACGAGCUGUAAGUCUGCAAGAGGAAAGACUGAAACCAUCUAACCUGCGUUGAAAGGUUAAAACAUCUGUUAGGCUGCUUACAUUAUACCAUGCAAUACCAAAAAAAGCAGCAGUCUAAAAAAGUUAAUGAUUUUUAUCUGCUUAUCAUU
This is a messenger RNA of Spea bombifrons (plains spadefoot toad), 1924 nucleotides long. RefSeq names its product peptidase M20 domain containing 1 (gene PM20D1). The transcript is spliced from 13 exons. The record is from RefSeq and is a predicted model, not a curated record. Bases 245 to 1786 code for a protein of 513 amino acids. Gene Ontology annotation, molecular function: hydrolase activity, acting on carbon-nitrogen (but not peptide) bonds, in linear amides. NCBI's taxonomy places the organism in Eukaryota, Metazoa, Chordata, Amphibia, Anura, Pelobatidae. Gene Ontology annotation, biological process: amino acid metabolic process.